Molecule: messenger RNA, 1218 nt
Organism: Kluyveromyces lactis
Lineage: Eukaryota; Fungi; Ascomycota; Saccharomycetes; Saccharomycetales; Saccharomycetaceae
Gene: OPI1
Product: transcriptional regulator OPI1
Exons: 1
Coding region: 1-1218 (405 amino acids)
Biological process (GO): regulation of transcription by RNA polymerase II; phospholipid biosynthetic process; endoplasmic reticulum unfolded protein response
Cellular component (GO): endoplasmic reticulum; nucleus
Molecular function (GO): transcription corepressor activity
Source: RefSeq, a predicted model, not a curated record
AUGUCUGAGGAUAGAGGUAACCAGUCUACUAUUAAGUUUACUGUGAGUAAAGACUCAGAAGAGAUAGCUGUCGAGGCUUUGGAUAAGCUGCGAAACGGUGAUUACAGUGUUACACCGAGUGGCAGCGAGAGCAGUGGUAAAAGUGAGAGACUACUAGAUAAGAUGAAGCAGAGUGCCGUUGAUUUAUAUGAGCAGACACGUACGAACCAUCCAAAAUUAAUCAGAAGGGCGGACCGGCUGGUGAAGAAGAUCGAAAAAACUUCUGGGAUAUGGAUCGGCGCUGCGAAAAGAAAGAUAGAUGAGGUGGAUACACAAAGCAACGGCGAUGAUGAUGACAGCGAUGAUGCUUGUGUUCAUGGUUUGGAUAUAGAACAUAUUAAGGUCCAAGGGAAAGAGAUUUGUGUUACGGGAAAAGAACGUGGAUCGAAACGGAGACGGAUUAAGGAAAACUUGAAGGAAUAUCAGUUGAAUAUGUCAAUCGAAUCGAAGAAGCGGCUAAUGACAUGCCUAGGAUUAUUGAAACUAGCCAAUAAACAAUUAUCGCAAAGGGUGAUGUCUCUUCAAGAUGUAGUGAAAAAGGAGCAACUACGACGUCGGUCACCUUUACCAAUCAGCAGCUCGAUAGAUGCUGAAGUACGACCACGGAACCAUUGCUCGGUGAGGGAAACUACUUCAUCAGCUGAACAUCCGGGGCACGAUCGUGAUGAAGAAGAAGACGAGCAGUUCUUUGAUGCGUCAUCCCAGCUUAAUGAGCAAGCGGGUAAUCGAAAGCAAGAUGAUACAAACAAAGAACAAGAAGAUUUAGAUAUUGAUGCUGCUGCAAAUGAUAUCCAGUUGGAAGUGGUCGGUACGUUGAAAAAAGUUUACUCUGUUGUAUCAAGAUUUACAGGAAACUCUUUACCAGAACCUGCUAGGUCCCAGGUUCGAGAAUCUUUACUAAAACUACCAACAAAGUGGAUGAUCAAUUCCGAAAAACCUAACUCCAAAAGAAUCUCCUCCAAUAAGAGAGCCUUACUUCUUGCCCAGGAAGCACUAGAUAUGGUCGGGAAUGUUAUGAACGUGGUCGAUGGCACUUUAGGGAAAGCUGAGGAAUGGGUCAAAAACAAACAGGAACUGAAGCAAAUGCUGAUGGAACAGUUCAGACAUGAGCAGUUAAAGCAACAAGUAAAACAUCAACUUACAAAGGAAAGCGCCUCAUCUACCCCUUCAAACGCUUGA